Messenger RNA from Eurypyga helias (sunbittern), 3183 nucleotides. RefSeq names its product cilia and flagella associated protein 57 (gene CFAP57). The annotation marks the transcript as partial. NCBI's taxonomy places the organism in Eukaryota, Metazoa, Chordata, Aves, Eurypygiformes, Eurypygidae. The record is from RefSeq and is a predicted model, not a curated record. Gene Ontology annotation, molecular function: protein binding. The transcript has 21 exons.
GUGAGCUUUAGUCCUCAAGACAAUGCACAGGUUUGUAUCACUGGAAAUGGCUUUUUUAAACUUUUUAAGUACACUGAAGGAACUUUGAAGCAGAUAAAUUUACAAAGGGGAGAGCCACAAAACUACUUGUGCCAUGCCUGGCUGUCCAAGGAGGAAGUGAUAUGUGGCACUGACACAGGCAAACUCAUGUUGUUUGAAACUGGAGAGCUGCACUGGGAGACAAGAGUAGAGUACAAAAAACCACCCAGGGAACUAGAAGAAGGUGCAAUGACAAAAGAAUAUGAGAGUGGACUAGCCUCUGAAGAUAAGGAUUCCCAACAGGAUUCUUUGCCUCAAAUAUCUGCAGUUGCAGCUUAUUCCAAAGGCUUUGCAUGUUCAUCUAGCCCAGGAGUUGUUCUUCUGUUUGAGAAGACCAAGGAAAAGGAAGUCUACAAGGAGAGUCAAGAAAUCUGGCUUCCUCAGGACCUGUUUAGCAGUGAACCAAAUCAGUCAUGCAGACAGGACAUUAUAUGUAUAUGCUUCAGCCCUUCUGAGGAAACGAUGGUCAUUAACACAAACAAAAAUCAGCUUUACAUGUUUGCUAUGCGCUCCGCUGAUCUUAUGAAGGAGAAGGCAGCUUAUUUUGCAUAUCUGAAUUUCCCACUGCAUUCUGCUUCCAUUACUGGUCUGGACAUCUGUAUUUGGAAACCCAUUCUUGCUACUUGUUCCCUGGAUAGAUCUGUCCGCAUCUGGAAUUACAAUACAAACACUUUGGAGCUGUGUAAGGAGUAUCGGGAGGAAGCAUACACAGUAUCACUGCACCCCAGUGGCCUUUUCUGUUUGGUUGGGUUUUCAGACAAACUACGGUUUAUAAGUCUACUAUACGAGGACAUGCAUGUUUUCAAGGAGUUUGCUGUGAGAAAGUGUAGAGAGUGCUCAUUCAGUAACGGAGGCCAUCUUUUUGCUGCAGUUAAUGGAAAUGUGAUUCAAAUUUUUUCCAGCGUCACCUUUGAGAAUAUUAAUAAUCUGAAAGGGCAUAGUGGGAAGAUACAUGCAGUUAAAUGGAGCGCAGAUGAUGCUAAAUUUGUCUCCUGCGACACACAUGGUGCUGUGUAUGAGUGGAACUUGUUGACAGGUGAAAAGGAGUCAGAGUGUGUGCUCAAGUCCUGCAUCUACAGCAGCAUUGCCCUGUCUUCUGAUGCCAAAAUCAUCUUUGCUGUUGGAUCUGACCAAACUCUCAAAGAAAUUUCGAAGUCUUUGAUCCAGCAGGAAGUGCCUGCUUUUGGUGUUGUUUAUACUGCAGUAGCUGUUUCUCAUUCUGGGCACAUGGUAUUUGUUGGCACAUCUCUGGGGACAAUUCGAGCCAUGAAAUACCCAUUACCUUUAACGAAGGAUUUCAACGAGUAUCAAGCCCAUGCAGGUGCUGUUACCAAGAUGUCUGUAACAAACGAUGACCUAUUUCUGCUGACUGCCUCAGAGGAUGGCUCUAUAUUUAUCUGGAAAGUGGAUGAUAAAGAACGUGGGUUACAGAAAUGGGACAAGGAAGCUGAGUAUGCUGAGGAGGUGCUGAUCAUGAGAUCAGAUAUAGAAGAGAAGAGUCAGGCAAUGCUAGACCUGCAGAUUCGUGUGGAAGAGCUACAGACAGAAAAUGAUAACCAGCUACGUCUCAAGGACAUGUACUGUAGUGAAAAAAUAAAGGAAUUAGAAGAGAAUUUCACUCAGGAAGUAGGCUCCCUUAAAAUCAAACACCAGGUUUUACAGGCAGAGAAAGAAAAACAGGAGCUACAACACCAGUUUCAACUCUCUGAGCUGAUGAAUAAACAGGCCAGGGAGGUGCAACAACUAGAAUCUGAUAGUAAUCAGAAACUCUUAAUGGAAAAUGAGAAAUACCAGGAGCUGCAAGUGAAAUCCCUGAGGAUGCAGGAGGAAUAUGAGAAGCAAUUGCACAAUUUGGAGGAAAGCAAAAGCAGAGCUGUGAAGGAGCUAACAGAAUAUUAUGAGGAAAAACUUAAUGAGAAAUCUGUUCUGCUGGAAGAGGCAGAGGAAGGUAUAAGGCAGCAGCUUCAAGCACAUGAAGAAAUUAAGAAACAAAUUGAAGAAGAUGAAGACCAAGAAAUCCUGGAAAUCAAAAUCAAGUAUGAGAAACGGCUCUUGGAAGAAAAGGAAUCAAACCUGCACCUGAAAGGAGAAAUAGGAGUCAUGAAUAAAAGGUUGAACAGCCUACAGAAGGAGCUCAAGGAGCGAAACAGGGACAGUGGGGAAAUGAGACAGGAGCAGCAAAAGCUGCAAGGCACCAUUAAGUCAUUGGAGAAGGACAUAAUGGAACUGAAGACAGAGAAUCAAGAGAGAGCCGACACUAUCCAGGAAAAGGAGAAGCAAAUAUAUGACCUUAAAAAGAAAAAUCAGGACCUGGAAAUGUUCAAGUUUGUACUGGAUUACAGAAUAGAGGAAUUUGAGAAGCAAAGAGAGUCACGUGAAAAUGAUAUCAAAACAAUGGAGGAGCAGAUCCAGGGGAUGAAGGGGGAGCUGGAACGAUUCCACAAGGAGAGCACACAGUUGAAGCUGACUAUCACACAACUGCAACAGAAACUAAAGGCAACUGAUCGCGAGAUGCACAGAGAGAGGCAGAAGAAGCAAAAUAUGGAAGCUCUCAUCAAACGAUUUAAAACAGAUCUUCAUAACUGUGUGGGCUUCAUUCAGGAUUCAAAAAAAAUGAAGAAUGGGAUCCGUGAGCUCUACACCAAGUAUGUGCAGCAAUCAGGCACGGUGGAGACUGAAGCGGGAGACACAGAUUUGCAGCAGGAGUACAUGAGACAGCAAGAGCGUCUUGAGAGGAAUUUGGCAGCUUUAAAAAAGAAGGUGGUGAAGGAUCAGGAAAUCCACCAAGCUGCUUACAUGCGCAUCGUGCAGGAAAAUGUGAGUCUGAUUAAGGAAAUUAAUGACUUGCGGCAAGAACUGAAGGCAGCCCACACCCAGGUACAUGACCUCCAGUCAACACUAAAAUUAACCAAGAAAAAGCAAGCAAUUCAAGACACAGCUCCCUCCAGUGAACUGCUGUCCAGCCCAGCUGUCCUGAGGUUGAAUGCAGAGAAGGAAAGUGAGAAAAUCAUAGAAAUGCAGCGGCUAGAAAUUCAAUACCUGCGAGACCAAAUCCAGGAGAAGAGCCAGGGGCUGCAGAACUCCCACAGACCUACAGGCAAGUGA